AUGGCCGACGCGAUGGAGCACGCGGGCGUGCCGAACGAGAUGGACGCGCUUCCUGAAGAGGUGAUGGGGCCCUUGCCGAUCAGCAAGAUGGAGGAAUUCGGUAUCUCGGCAUCGGACUGCAAGAAACUCAAAGAGGCCGGCUUCCACACGCUCGAGAGUCUCGCGUUUACGCCGAAGAAGACGCUGCUCACGAUCAAGGGCAUGUCGGAGCAAAAGGUCGACAAGAUUCUGAGCGAGGCCGCUAAGCUCGUGCCGCUUGGCUUCACCACCGCGACCGAGUACCACCAGCGCCGCUCGGACCUGAUUACCAUCACCACAGGCUCCCCUGCGCUGGACCUGGUCAUUGGCGGCGGCAUGGAGACGGGCAGCAUCACCGAGCUCUUUGGCGAGUUCCGUACCGGCAAGAGCCAGAUCUGCCACACGCUCGCCGUCACCUGUCAGCUCCCGAUCGACAUGGGCGGCGGCGAGGGCAAGUGCCUGUACAUUGAUACUGAAGGCACCUUUCGCCCGGUGCGUCUCCUGGCUGUGGCCGAGCGCUUCGGCCUUGACGGCGAAGAGGUGCUCGACAAUGUCGCGUAUGCGCGUGCGUACAACGCCGACCACCAGCUCGAGCUGCUUGUCCAGGCGGCAGCCAUGAUGGCCGAGUCGCGCUUCGCGCUCUUGAUUGUCGACUCGCUAACUUCGCUCUAUCGCACCGACUUUUCGGGCCGUGGCGAGCUGUCGGCGCGCCAGACGCACCUGGCCAAGUUCCUGCGCACGUUGCUGCGCCUCGCGGACGAGUUUGGCGUCGCGGUCGUGAUCACCAACCAGGUCGUCGCACAGGUCGACAAUGCCGGCUUUGGCGGUGGUAUGGAGACCAAGAAGCCGAUUGGCGGCAACAUUGUUGCCCACGCCUCCACGACGCGUCUCUCGCUGCGCAAGGGCCGCGGAAAUCAGCGCAUCUGCCGCGUAGUCGACUCUCCGUCGCUCCCCGAAGCAGACGCGGUGUUUGCGAUCAAGCCCGAGGGCAUCGCCGAUCCCGACGAGUAG
Messenger RNA from Malassezia japonica, 1029 nucleotides. It is a transcript of the gene rhp51, whose product is annotated as RecA recombinase Rhp51. Gene Ontology annotation, molecular function: single-stranded DNA binding; double-stranded DNA binding; ATP hydrolysis activity. Bases 1 to 1029 code for a protein of 342 amino acids. Gene Ontology annotation, cellular component: condensed nuclear chromosome. The record is from RefSeq and is a predicted model, not a curated record. Gene Ontology annotation, biological process: DNA strand invasion; DNA recombinase assembly; mitotic recombination. The transcript has 4 exons. Lineage: Eukaryota; Fungi; Basidiomycota; Malasseziomycetes; Malasseziales; Malasseziaceae.